AUGCUGCUGGCAGCGACGCGCUGGGAGGCAGCAGGGCCCUCCUACGGCUCGCUGCGGUAUGUCGAGCUGGCGCCACAGGGGCCAACCUGGGCCACGGACCUCAUCAAGAGCGCCGGUGAGCCGGACGUGGUGCUGCUGCCCGAUCUCGGCGGGAUCUGCUCGGGCAGAGUUCUGAAGUUCGUUCUCUUCACCAAGCCUGGGGAGCCAGGUUGGGCGUCGAUGCCGGAAGUGGUGCGGGUGCUCCGUCUACAGCUGGAGGCAGCAGGGGCCACUGUGGUCGAUUGCGGGCCCAGGCACUGUGAGGUGCUACCUCCAGGCGUCCACAAGGGCGUCGGAAUGCUGCGGCUUCUGGAGCACCUCGGCGUCGGCGCCGACGAGACCCUGGCCUGCGGGGACGGGCCGAACGACGUGGAGAUGCUGCAGAUGGCGGGAGUGGGCGCCGCGGUUGGGAACGCGGGCCCAGAGGCGCGGGCGGCGGCGGAUGCCGUGGUCGCCAGUGCGGAGGCAGACGGCGUGGCGGACGCCGUCGUGCGCUUCGCUCUGCGGCAGCCCGCGGGAGCCGCCCAAGGCUGA
This is a messenger RNA of Prorocentrum cordatum, 573 nucleotides long. The record is from the annotation of a GenBank genome assembly. NCBI's taxonomy places the organism in Eukaryota, Dinophyceae, Prorocentrales, Prorocentraceae.